CAAACUCUCAACUCUGCAACUGUCCUGAUGCUGAUUCAAAGGCACUGACUGUAUUCUGUGUUCCUGAAGUCUGGAAUCUGGGAAGUCCAAGGCCAAGAAGACCCACCUGUAGAGGGCCAUAUUCCUGCAUCCUAAUAUGACAAACAUCAUUACAUGAUGCUUGGACUGGAGGUCAUGUGACUAGAUGCAUUAGAAGUGGUGAGAGUGCUUAAAGAACAGUACCUUGGCUACAGGAAAAUGUUCUUGGGAGAUGCAGUAGAUGUGUUUGAAGCCAAGCGAGCAGAAGCCAAGAAGUGGCAGAAUGCACCCAGAGUUACUACUGGACCCACCCCUUUCGGCACCAUGCCAAAUGCAGCAGCUGUUAUCAUGGCUGCAACACUUACACAGCAGCAACAGCCUGCUACAGGAUUUGGAACUAGCUCUGGUUUUGGAUGCAGCACCACAGGGGCCUCAACAUUUGGAUUUGGAACAACAAAUAAGCCCUCAGGAAGUCUUAGUGCAGGCUUUGGCAGCUCAAGUACAUCUGGGUUUACCUUCAGCAAUCCUGGCAUCACGGCAUCAGCUGGUUUGACAUUUGGGGCGUCCAAUCCUGCCUCUGCAGGUUUUGGAACAGGAGGACAACUCCUUCAGUUGAAGAAACCUCCAGCUGGAAACAAAAGAGGAAAAAGAUAAACAUAUGGGUUGAAAUGUUGAGAGAAUCCAUAGCAGUGCUGUUAAUUUGAUGAGUCUAUUUUUCUAGUGAUGCGGUAAUUAAACUGCAUCCCAAGAGAUUUAUAAAGUUUUGAUAUUUUCCCUA
Messenger RNA from Lepus europaeus (European hare), 796 nucleotides. RefSeq names its product nucleoporin p58/p45-like. The record is from RefSeq and is a predicted model, not a curated record. NCBI's taxonomy places the organism in Eukaryota, Metazoa, Chordata, Mammalia, Lagomorpha, Leporidae. Bases 238 to 672 code for a protein of 144 amino acids. The transcript has 7 exons.